Blepharisma stoltei is the source of this 7297-nucleotide messenger RNA. The record is from the annotation of a GenBank genome assembly. Lineage: Eukaryota; Ciliophora; Heterotrichea; Heterotrichida; Blepharismidae.
AUGGUAACUUUUUCGAAUCCAUGCAGCAUGUAUGUUGAUUAUAAUACAACAAGCACAAUAAGGAAUGGAUCCAAAAAUUAUCCUUAUAAAACUCUUGCAGAAGCGCUGGAAAAUCCAUGUGAUCAAUUUAUUGAAAUUUUGCUUGAGCCUGGGCUUCACAUUAUUGAUGAAGAUUAUUUUAAUAUAGGCUCAAUAGCUGUUUCACUAAUAAUUAGACCAGCCAGUAAUGAUCAAUUACAACAUGCAACUUUAAAAAUCACAAAUAGCAAAUUUACCAUGGAUUUUGAAACUUUAUAUUGAAUUUAUUUUCAAAACAUAAUAUUCGAUAGGAAAGCCGUAGCUCAGCCUUAUGAAAUUCAACUUUCUGAUGUAUUUAAUACAGCUACUGUUUGCCCAAUUAACACUUUUAGCAACUUUAUAUCUAUUGGAGAGUAUAAUUGAUUAUUUAUUUAUAAUACGACUUUUCAAAAUAUGGAAUACAAUUUAAAAUCAAUUAUUUUUGCUCAAAGUGGAGUCUUAAGAUUAUAUAAUACAACUUUUCAAAAUAUUAAAGCUUAUGACUGCGGAAAUCUAUAUGGCGUCAUAAUUCUUAGAUGCGAUUUAAACUGCUAUCCAAACACUUUUGUAUAUGAAAAAGGAACAGUAGAAUUAAACAAUGGAUUUUUCAGCUCCCUGAUGGAUUUUGCUUCAAGCUUUUUAUUAGCAAAUUAUACUGGCUCAAUAAAAUUUUCAAAUGUAAACUUUUUGAACAGUUUAUCAUUGUGCAGAGGUGCAGCUUUAAUUUCUGAUUAUUGUGGAACUUUGAUUUCUGUUGAUAAUUGUCGUGGCGAAUUUAUUUUUGAAAAUUGCAGCUUUGACACAAUAUAUACAUGAUCUAUGGUUUCAGUAUACUAUGAUAUGGACAGUAUAACUUCUAAUCUAGCUUUAAAUGAUAAUUAUGAGUGGAUAAUCGUCCCAAAAAUGAGAAUUGUCAAUAAUACUUUUAACUUGAUUGGAUCUGAUAUUCUCAUUUUUUGCUAUUUAUUUACUUAUCCGCUUGAAAUUUAUAUAAAAGAUUUCUAUAUUAGUAACAGUCUUUUUUUAUACAGUGUGUUUUAUGAAUACUCUUAUUGAAUGGAUCCAGAUAAUAUGAUUCUCAUCAAUGCUGAAAAUGUGCUUAUAGACUCCUCAUUAUUUAAAUAUGGCUUUUUCUUUGAUCAUGCAUGAAAUAUUAACGCUACCUUGAAAGGUUUUCGUGUAAAUCAUAUAAUAAAAGACUUAAAGCUUAGUAACACAGUGUUUCCUUAUUUUAAUUCAAGUGCUCUUUCAAUAUAUGAUAAUGGCAGCGUGACUACUUUACUCUUGAUAUUUAGUUAUGAAAUACAUACUUUUUCAGUGUCAAAUUUUAUGAUUGAUGAAACUCUUAUGGCACCAUCCUCCUCAGCUUUUUCUGUGCUUUACAUGCUUAAUAUUAAAAAUCAGGCUUUAAUUUCAAAUAUUUCAAUAGAUUUUCUUCAUAUAAAUAGUCAAUUUGCUCCAAUCAAUAUUGUAAACGGCAACAAAAUUUUUUGCGAAAGCAUAACUAUCAAAAAUACUCGAAAUGAUGACUGGGCAGCAGGGAUUGCACUCGCAAACAUAAAAUCAGCACAUUUGAAUAAUAUCAAUAUAGAAAAUAUUUACAGCAGUUAUCAAGGAGGAAUUUAUUUAAAGGAUUGUGAAGACGUUUUAAUUGAAAACAGCAUUUUUUAUAAUGCAACAUCAGAUCAAAUAGGUGGAGGGAUUGGGAUUAAUAAUCUGACACAUUUAUUUGAAAUUAAAAACUUAACUUUCUUUCAAAACAAUCAGGGUUCAAUUAUAAUAUUUAGUCAAACAAGCAAAGAUGCAAUAUUUUAUAUAAAAAAGUGUAUAUUCGCUCUAAAUUCUAGGCAUCAAUCAGGAAGUGCAGUAGCUUAUGUAUCUGUGCCAUCCGAACAAUUUUUUAAUAAUACCGUGAUUACGGAAAAUUGUAGUUUUUACAAAAACACGGACUACCCAAUUUAUAUUCAAAAUAAUGCAAAUUAUCAAGAUUUUGGAAGCAUUUUUAUGAAUAAUGAAUGUGUGCUGUAUGCAGAUGGAUUUUCAGCUCAAAAUAACCUAUUUAAUGGAACUAUAUUUUAUCAGAACUUUUUAGGUGAUGGUCUUAUUUCUAUUUUUGAUGGGUCAUUAAACUGCAUUAAUUGCUAUUUUUCUGAAAAUUCUCUUCUGCUAAUAUAUCUUCAAAAUUCUGCUUGAGCUAAUUUAGAAAGCUGUGCAUUUUUUAAUAAUACUGCUGAUGAAGGGCCACUAGUUCUCAUUUUUGAAAGUCUGGGUUCAAUUACUUUCAAUAAUGUUAGCAUUGUUAGCAAUUAUAGCGCCUGCACGCUUUUGUCUCGUUCCUUGAAGAUGAUGAGACAAGCCUCCAACUUGCUGACUCCCCAUGGAUAAGCAAAUUCUUGCUUGUUGUAGAUGGUUUUAGCAAAACAUUUUCAAAUAGUAAAUUUUAACCAAAUAAAUUAAAAUUUACUUUUAUUAGGGUUUUCAGAUAAAAGGUGAGAAAUGCAAAUUUUGAGCAUAACCCGAAUAAUAAGCAAAUUUAAAAGUGUGCCCACGCUAUAUGCAUUUUAUGAUCCAAUAUUGCACAUUCAAGGCUCAAAUAUUUUAUUAAAACAAUUUACUCUUAAAGAUAAUAUUUUAUACAAUCCCGGCCAGUCUGAAAUAUAUAUCCAAAAUGCGAGUUUUUUCAGAGCGGAAGAAUCACUAUUCAUCUCAACUAAAACUACUAUUGAAACCGCUAUUAUAUCUUCAAACAGCACUUUAUAUUUCGAUAAUUGCGAAUUUAGAUUUAUUUAUGCAUCUCCAAAUGGACUCAUAUUUGUAAAUUAUGGGAAGCUUCUUUUCCAUAAUUCAAAAAUGACAUACAUAGAAAAUUCCAAUAUAAUGACAUCGUCAAUCUUUAUUUAUGCAAUGCAUCAGGAUAUAAUUGAGCUCAAAAAUUCAGUUUUUUCUAAUUCUUUGCAUACAGGCUUGGGCUUAGUAAACACAACAAGAAUUAUUAUAACUGACUGUUCAUUUUUAAACGGAAUAAAUACUAUGUUUCUCGAGAUUGUAAAUUACGAAUAUUUGAGUAUUUCGAAUUCUUUAUUCUAUAAUAAUACUUCAAAUUUAUCAGCAGCAGCUUUAGAAAUAACAAAUCAAAACGAAACUUCGGCUCCAUUUAUUUGAUCGGGACAUUUACUAGUCAGGCAUUUUCUCGGAAAUUUGGUCGAAAUUUUUCCUCGGAAAAAACCUUCAAAUUUCAAUCAAAUAUCUAACAAAGAAUGAAAAAUUCAACUAAAUGUCUCCAAGAAAUGCCUCAUUAACAAAAGUCCAGAGGAAAAAGUAUAGACCGAAACUUCAGUGACAAAAAUAGAAAACAGCAAAUUUAUUAAUAAUAGUGUUGCAUCUAAAGGAGGGGCGUUUUUGCUAGAUUGUUGUAAUGCACAAAUUCUUAAUUCAACUUUUGAAAAUAAUAUGGCUCUUGAGGGUGGAGCUGGAUAUGUGAGAUGUAUGAAAAAUGGUUUGACAAAUUAUUUUUUUAGAAAUAUAUUUAGCAAUAAUUCUGCUAAAAUUGGUGCAAGUUUAUGCGUAGAAGGAAACAAUAUAGAAGAGUCUGAUAAUGAAUAUUCUGAGAAUCAUGCAGAGUACGGGGAUAAACUUGCUUUACACCCAGUUAGGCUCGUUAAAUCCGCCCAAAUUGGUAAAAAAAGUAUCAGUAAAAUUUCCAAUUUUUAGGUACUUUAAAUAGUAAAUUGUUUUUUUCAAAAGGAAAAUUUAAUAGGUGAAAAUAUAGGGGGGUAAAUAUGAAGAUCUUACUUUAGAUAAUGAUACAACACUUUACUAUGAUGGAGUGUGUGGGUUGGAUUAUCCUUUGAACUUUAGUUUUGCUUUAAUUGAUAUAAAUCAGCAAUUAGUUACUGGUGGUUUCGAUGGAUAUUCUGCUUCAUUAAGGCCUAUUUUUGAAAAUUCUACUAUAAAUGGAGUUUCAGCUGUAAACCCUAUCAGGGGCAUCAUUAUAUUCAAUAAUUUGACGUUUUUAUGUGCUCCGGGAAGUGAAAUUCGUAUGAAUUUAACUUAUUUUGGAUCAAUAGACUUUUGAAUUUCUAAUCGUAACAUUUCGAUUAGUUUGAAUCUAACAGUAAUUUUGCGCACUAGAAACUGCAUUAAUGGAGAAUAUAGAUCUAAUAAUCAAUGCAUUUACUGCAAAGAAGGACAAUAUAGUUUGAGCCCAGAUAAUAAUUGUAAUGAGUGCCCAGUAAAUGCAUAUUGCUAUGGUGGUGAUUUAUUGGCUCCUAAGCCUGGAUAUUGGCGUGGCAAAACUGACUCUAUAAGACUAUAUCAUUGCUUAAACCCAAAUGCUUGCGAAGGAGGAUUAAAAGAUGCUAAUGAUUCUAUUUCUUUAACUGGAAGAUGCAGAGAAGGGUACCAAGGAAACCUUUGCCAAGCUUGUGACUAUGGUUUUUCAUCGUCAGGUGGAAAUAACUGUGAAAGAUGUCCAUCUAGUCAAGAUAACAUCAUCAGACUAGUAGGGCUAGUUAAUUAAUUAGUUAAAACGGUUAUGCUGGCUAUAGGUGGAUCAGGCCACUAGCCGUCGCCCAUCUUGACUCCAAAAUGUCACCCUUUUUUGGAUUUUCGGCCUGAACUUCCUGCCCAGGGAUUAACUCCCUUGGACAGAGCCAUAGUAUGUGACAUUCACCGCUGGUCCGGCAAGGAAGGACCAUGUUACAGGCUAAAUCUGUCCAGUCCAUCUGUCAGGGACAGGAAAACCUGAGAGAAAGCAAAACUUCCCUUUUCUGCAAAGUAUCCCUAAGCCUGAAGGCCUAAUUUAAAAAAGGGACGAGGUCCUGCUUUCAGCCCUGCCUCCUCCAUAGGGAGUGUGCCUCAGAGUCCAUUUUUCCGUCACGUCACCAUUUUAUUUCUUUUAGUAGUGCUAGGGAUUUGCACUAUUUUAGUAGUUACUAUUGUAGUAUAUCUUACAUUUAUCACAGCUUAUGAGCCAGUCUCAAUAAGUUCUAUUUUUUUCAAAAUUUUAUUGAACUACUUUCAAGUGAUUUCAAUUAUUAUUAAGAUGAAAUUACCAUGGCCAUGAUACGCUGAUUCAUGAUUAUCCUACCAAUCAUACCCUGGAGAUAUUCCAACUCAUCUGCUUUCUAUUGAUUGUCUAUUAAUAGAUAAAAGUGACAAAGAGUCUUAUAAAUCGAUAUAUUUUUUGAAAAUGAUUAUUAUGGUUUGCCUCCCAGCAGCUUUAACUAACCAUUAUUAAUUAUUGCCAUAAGACCUUAAAGUCUCACCUCUUCCUAAAGCUAUCCCAUAGAAUUUAUCGAUGAAUCUCAUCCAAGAAAUUCUCCUCGGCAUAUUGAUUUUGCUAUGCACUCUUAAUAAUUUCAGCAAUAGCAGCUUUAGGAAUCUGCAUUUUUAUAUUCUGACUAAUAGUAGCUUACUUAAUUAGUUACUUAGGCGUUUAAGGUGUAUGACUUCUUCAGCAGGAUGAUUUAGACAUGCAUAACCCAUCCUUUUAACUCCCAAUCUGGUGACGUCACCAAGCCAUCUUGAACCGGUCAGCCCGACCAAGCCUUCUAUAAAAUGUUCACCUCCAGCUAGGCCAGAAGUUUCGCACCGGCAGCGUUGCCUCGCCCGAACUUGACUCCUGCGCGUGUUCCGCCUAAGGGUCACCCUCCUCUGGUGUCUCAAGCAGCAAAACCAGAUGUCCUUGGUACCCUUUGGUACCCUGGACCAAUUGAAUACCCUAUGCGAUAUUCCAUAUUGGUGUUGCGGAUAAAAGGCCACGUGGAAAACUGAACCCCAUAAUAAUGCAAGCGAAGGAAGGAACAGUUCUCGGAGAGAACUAAUUCCGCACUGAACCAUUUUAUUAUUAUGUGACUAACAGUAGCAGUUAUUAAAAAUAUCUAUUUAUCAGCAGUAAAGAAUGAACUGAUCACAACUUUAUGAAUUCUGCAUUUCCUUAUUUUGCCAACAAUCACAAAUUAUAUGUUUUCAAUUUUCAGCUGCAUGGAUAUUUAUGGAGAACUAUAUCUCAGCAGCAAUCUUGAUAUUAAAUGCUGAGAUAACAUGCACUCAAUUUAUGCUUUUGGUGUAGCUCUGCCAGGAAUUUUAAUUUGGACUGCUGGAAUACCUUUAGGAAUUUUUCUAUAUUUAUGGAAAAAGAGAAGGCAUCUUUAUCGGCUGGAAACAAUGCUGAGAUUUGGAUUUAUAUAUAACGGAUAUAGAAAAUCUAAAUUUUAUUGGGAAUUUGUAAUUCUAAUAAGAAAAUUGCUAAUAAUUUGAAUUGCAAUUUUCUUUACAAAUGACGCUGUAGAGACUCAAGCAAUAGUUUGCUUUACAGUUUUAUUCAUAUUUUUUUAUUUACAAUAUAAGUGCUAUCCUUUUGAAUAUCUCGAGCUUAACACAGCAGAAUUAACAAGCAUUUUUGUAGAACUAUUAACAAUUUAUUGCGGCCUUUAUUAUAUGACAAAUGAACUUAGCCUAGGAUUAGAAAUUUUCUUUUUCGUUUUGCUGGUUUUAUCAAAUGCUUAUUUUUUAUGGGUAUGGCUGAAGAAUAUAUAGCUCAUACACCUUAAUAGAUCUCUAUACCCCAGCAGAAAACCAACCAGAAAAAAUAUGGUACAGGGCACCUGCCCUAUACAGUAUAAGUCUGAUUAGGUAUAGUAAUUGCCCGAGGAUGGCGCUAUCUUGCGCCAUCCUCGGGCAAUUCAAAAAUGGCCCCACACCGGGAAUUGAACCACGUGUGGGGCCAUUUUUGGUAUGUGAAGAACAUCGACUUCCACUCACCAAAAAUGGCCCCACACGUGGGUUCAAUUCCCGGUGUGGGGCCAUUUUUUAAAUUGCCCGAGGAUGGUGCAAGAUAGCGCCAUCCUCGGGCAAUUACAAUACCUUAAAAUCAUAAGCCGAGACUUGUCAUUUUCGUUUUUACUUUUCAAAAAAGCUGACAAGUAUAAAUUAAUUUUGAAAAUUAAAAUUGAUGGACAUGAUGAUCUAAAAUAUUUCAGGUGCUAUAUCUAAAAAAUUGAUUCUUUUGAUUUUAAAAAAAAUUCAGAGCCUAAGAAAAUGUUUUGAUGUUAAUAAUUAUAAAGAUUAUGGGAAAAUCGAAGAAAAAUCAAAACUAAUAGCUACUAAAAACCUUACUGAACUAGAAAUAAAAGACAGCGCCAGCAUUUCUUUAUGGGCGAUGAAAAGAAUAGCCAAAAGCGCUAUAAGUGAAGAAUCUAAUAUUGGGGAAAGCCAUAGCCAAGAUCAAUAUCCUUAG